Messenger RNA from Rubroshorea leprosula, 1932 nucleotides. NCBI's taxonomy places the organism in Eukaryota, Viridiplantae, Streptophyta, Magnoliopsida, Malvales, Dipterocarpaceae. The record is from the annotation of a GenBank genome assembly.
CACGUCAGAGGAAGGGACAAGAAGGGGCAAAACUGGAGGAGUGGAGGAGAGAGAAGAAAUGUUGAGAAGCCAGGAAGAGAUGGCGAACAAAGCAGCUAACUUUCCAAGAAAAUGACUUUAUUUAUUGUUUAUAUCCCCUAAUCUCACCUAAACAUCAUAUUAUUCUAUCCAAUCUUAUGACUUCAAUCUCCCGUUCUCUCCCAGAAUCAGAACAUCUCAACCAAAUGCUGCCCUGAUUUAUUUCUCAAACAUCAAGGGACAUAAAAUAAUGAAUCUUUGCUAUUAACAUGCAAGUUGUGGGGUAUCUCAAUUACUGAGUUAUCAGGAAAUAUUUGAAACGAGGGCACUAGGCAACAACAAUUGUACAUUACACAAGGGAGUGGUUAAAUAGUUUGGAGAUGACUGAGUUCAAUGCUAGGAAUUCCCAUCCAAAUGAGAAGAAACCCUUGCAGUGUUCAGUAUCUAUUCUUCAAGGGAAGAUACCCUCAGAAAAGGAUACAGGCACUUCUGUAUUUGUAAAUCUUGGUAUUAUAAUUUAUAACACUUUUUUUCCCUAUGAGAUUGUGGUAUUGAUGGUUAUCUAUGGUAUCCAGUACUGUAGUUCUGAAUUACAUAGAGCUACAAAUUUUACUUGCAUGUUAUUUCUAUGACUGUAGCCCACAAUCUGGGUUUUCUAUGAAAUCAUUUUUAUCAUCUGUUAUCCUGUAAUCAUUUAUUAGUGCUGUAUUUUAAUAAACAAAGGAAAGGUGUGGGGAGAAAAAAAAAAAGAGAAGAAAAGAAAAAUAUGACUAGGAACAAUGGUUGGCCUGGUUGGAAGAAGGUAAAUGUUAUGUGUUUUGGUUUCCUAAUGUACAUGCAAUCAUAUUGACUCAGAAUUAGUUAUAUUUUCCAAUGGAACCUGAUAAAGGUUCAGUGUAGGCUGUUGUUUCUUAGACAUCUGCUUGUGUUUGUCAGCCUGAUACAUCUUUGGUCUACCACCAUAUGAUAUAAAUAAAUAAUGUUCUGGUUUUAAUACUGGUACUGUGAGUGACAGUUCUUUAUAGGGUACAUUUGGUUGUAUAUAUUUCCUUUGUCUUUUCACCAUAUAGUUAAGAUCUAAUAUCGUUUUCAUUGAACAUAAUUGGUUGGAUCUGUUUUGUAGCUGCCUGUGCUUGGCAUGAAAGUAGAAAAAGUUGGGUUGGAGAUCAAUCACAAAGGCCAAAAAAGAUAACUAAGGAUCCAAUUAUAAGCUGGACAACAACAUAUGAGGAGCUUCUCUCUACCAAUGAGCCUUUCUCUGAGGCAAUCCCUCUAGGGGAGAUGGUAGACUUUCUAGUUGAUAUUUGGCAUGAUGAGGGUCUCUUCGAUUAGAUAAUCAAAUAAUGGAUGAGUAGCAGGAUGGAAAUUAACUGGUGAAGAAUACAGAACUUUCAUAUAACCAAAUAUAUAUAUAUAUAUAUAUAUAUAGAUAAAAUAAAAUCAUCCACUGAUUCAACCAUUUUUUGGUGGUAUGAAGUUCUGCAAACUUGCUUACCAGCAGUAGAUCAGGAUUUCUUUCGCCGAUUCCCACUGUAGUUACUGAUUGCAGUUUUGACUGAACAUGAAUAGAAAAUUUUCUUGUAUCAGAAAUUCAGAACCUUUUAUCAUCUUAUGAGAACCGGGUUCCAUGAAAAUCCAGAACCCUUCUGCCAUAUUGUUAAGGGCAGUCCUAUAACAUUCAAGCCAUAACUACCCUUAUCUUUCCCAAAGUCCUAGCAGAUGCCUUUUUGUUAUGUUGUUUCAUUAAUAAGACUUGCUUCUCUGAUUUUGGCAAGCAUUUGCAUUUAUAAGAUAUGUACAUCUCACUUCGGAGAGAUUUGUUCAUCAUUUGAUUUUGAGCUUUCUUUCUUUACUUCUUCUUUUUCAUUUUCUAUAAUAUUAGUGAGUUUUUCUUAAGAAAAGGGAUAUCAUUGG